AUGGACAAGUCAAUCGAGUCCGAGGUGAUCCCGUCUACCACCGAAAGGAACAAGGAAGCGACCAGGCAGCCAAAACCUCGCAGGUGGUGGCAGUUCGGUGGCAAGGAUAUCAGCCAUGUCUCCGUCGACGCCGACAUCGAGCUGGAUUCCGAGACGUCGUCUUUGGAGCCGACUGACCCCUCGGUCGUCAAGAACGUGAACAACGUCUACGAAGCUCCCGAAGCCACGGAUAUCUACAAGCCAAUCGAGGGAUUCGAGGGCACACAUCGUUUCGAUCCCUCGGCUGAAUGGACCCAGGCAGAGGAACAGGCUUUGGUGAGGAGGCUCGAUUGGCGGAUUGCACUUCCAACAUGCAUCAUGUUCUUUGCACUUCAACUCGAUCGAGGCAACAUUACCCAAGCGUUGUCGGACAAUAUGCUAAAGGAUCUCGGUAUGAACACCAACAACUAUAAUAACGGCAUGACCAUCUUUUACUGCUCCUUCUUAUUUGCCGAGCUUCCGUCGCAGCUUAUCAGCAAGAAGCUCGGCCCAGAUACGUGGAUUCCGAUCCAAAUGGUGGCCUGGAGCGCCGUAGCGGCUUCGCAGGCUGCGUUGUCUGGGAAAACAAGCUUCUACAUCUGCCGGUUCCUCCUCGGGCUCAUCGAGGGAGGGUUUAUUCCCGACACCAUCCUCUACCUGAGCUACUUCUUCACGAACGCGGAACUCCCAAAGCGUCUGAGCUGGUUCUGGACCUCGUACCAAUCGACUCAGAUCGUGGGCGCUUUUCUCGCGUAUGGUAUCCUGCAUCUCCGCGGCCACGGAGGCAUUGCGGGAUGGAGAUAUCUGUUCGCGAUCGAAGGCGCCCUCACCGGCCUGAUUGGCAUCCUCACCUGGUUGUACCUGCCGGCCUCGCCAACCCAGACCGCUCGUAACUCCGCUGCUCGGAGGAAUGGCCGAAAGAUCUGGACCAAAGGGCUUCUUCGGCCCAAGAACGGCUGGUUCACGGAGCGGGAAGAAACCAUCAUGGUCACCCGCAUCCUGCGCGACGACCCCGGGAAGGCGACCAUGCACAACCGGCAAGGUCUUAGCUUCGACCUCUUCUGGUCGGCUCUCACCGACUACGACAUGUGGCCCAUCUACCUGAUCGGUCUCUCGUGGACCAUCCCGAGCACACCUCCGCAGGCAUAUAUUACCUUGACGUGCAAGGCCUUGGGAUUCGACACGUUCCAGACCAACCUGCUCACCAUCCCGGCCUACACCCUCUUCAUCGUGCAGCUGUUGUUCUGGACGUGGGUGUCGGAACGAAUCAACCAGAGACUGCUGCUCGGCGUGAUUUGCCAGAUCUGGUGUCUCCCGCUGCUGGUCGCGCUGGUCACGCUGGUCACGCUGCCCCCUCACUUCCACGGCUCCAACUGGUCCAAGUGGACGCUGUCCACUUUGCUGGUCGGCUACCCGUACGUGCACGCGAUCCUCGUGGCCCUCACGUCCCGCAACGCCGGCUCCGUGCGCACCCGCACCGUCGGCUCCUCGCUGUAUAAUAUGGCCGUGCAGGCGUCCAACAUCUUCUCGUCGCAGAUCUAUCGCCAGAACGACGCGCCGUACUACUACACGGGAAACAAGGCGCUGUUGGGCGUCGUCGCGUGGAACGUCAUCGUCUUCAUCGGCGCCAAGAUCUACUACGUCCGCAAGAACGCCGACCGGGACAGGGUUUGGUACGCCAUGAGCCGCGAGGAGAGGGUUCACUACCUCCAGACGACUACGGACAAAGGGAACAAGAGGUUGGAUUUUAGAUUUGCUCACUGA
This is a messenger RNA of Fonsecaea erecta, 1782 nucleotides long. RefSeq lists its product as hypothetical. Gene Ontology annotation, molecular function: sulfate transmembrane transporter activity. The record is from RefSeq and is a predicted model, not a curated record. The transcript has 3 exons. Gene Ontology annotation, cellular component: membrane. The coding region runs from base 1 to 1782 and encodes 593 amino acids. NCBI's taxonomy places the organism in Eukaryota, Fungi, Ascomycota, Eurotiomycetes, Chaetothyriales, Herpotrichiellaceae. Gene Ontology annotation, biological process: transmembrane transport.